Molecule: messenger RNA, 2743 nt
Organism: Drosophila kikkawai
Lineage: Eukaryota; Metazoa; Arthropoda; Insecta; Diptera; Drosophilidae
Product: probable protein phosphatase CG10417
Biological process (GO): protein dephosphorylation
Molecular function (GO): protein serine/threonine phosphatase activity; cation binding
Source: RefSeq, a predicted model, not a curated record
ACUUAGGUAUACAUAAACUUUUUUUAUUGUGUACCAGUGCACGUUAACAGUGUAUAUUUAUAAGAUCAAUUUCGGUUGAAUAUAUGUGUCGAGUUAAAAGACCAGUAACGCCAAACAGUUUGUGAAAUUUAUAGACCACUUAUAGGUUGGCUAUUGUCAUUAAACAUACAUACAUAUGUAUUUAUGUAGUUACUAACGAAAUAAGCUAAUGCAAUAUCGUAAAUAAGUAGCAUCACUGCUGCCACUCAGCAACAUCUUAGAAUUUGUGAAGCAUCGAUUUUUCGUCUAUUAAUCAAUCGCAUUAAGAUAAGCAGCCACCGACCCUUAACAAAAUUUUAAAAAUAUUUUGCGGUCGAUAUUAGCCAUAAAAAAUGGGUGCCUACUUGUCCCAUCCGAAGACAGAUAAAGCGUCUACAGAUGAAUUCAAUGAUUUUCUAGCCGUUGGAUCCAGCUCAAUGCAGGGUUGGAGGAACAGCCAAGAGGAUGCACAUAACUCCAUUUUAAAUUUUAACCAGAAUACUUCCUUUUUUGCUGUGUAUGAUGGUCACGGCGGAGCUGAGGUUGCACAGUACUGCGCUGACAAAUUUCCGGAGUUCCUUAAAAACCUAGAAUCAUAUAGGAAUGGGAAUUUUGAAAAUGCUCUCAAAGAUGCAUUUUUAGGAUUUGACAAAACUCUGCUGGAUCCAUCAGUAGUAGCUAUACUAAAAGUUUUGGCAGGCGAACAUAAUUUCGUCGAGGGGGACGCGGCGGAUUACGAUGACGAUGCAGACGAAGACUUAGCUGAAUUGCAGGAGGAGAGUAAAUUGCCAUUAAACGAAGUUCUAGAAAGAUACAAAGGGCUUCCUUUAACUCAUGGAACAGUUAUUAAUAAAUCUAAGGAAAAUGUUUCAAAAUUGCAAUCGCCCUAUUUACGGGGACGUCGCGCAGCUGCAGUAGCUGCCGAAGCUGUUAACAAGGCUGUAAUGGACCCCACAUCGAAACCAGAAGGUUCUUCCACUUCAGCUGCAGCCGCUGCCAUUGCAUCUGCAGUUAUUGGUCCGUGUUCUAGCUAUUUAGAGAAAGCAAUACUGUUACCUGAGGAUGAGUCCGCUGUGAGUAGUAGCAGCAGCAAAAGCAAUUAUGAUUCAGCUCGUUUUGGUAAAUGCGAAGAAUCUAAUGGGAAAAAAUCAGACGGGUGUCGAUCUAAUCAUAAUGGGAGUGUUACUUCCUCCAUUGCUAAUGCAGACUGUGUAACUAAUCCAAAAAAUAUGGAAACUGUUGUAUCUGGGUCCAAAGACUUUGAGAAAGGGAACUUGAUCGACCAAUGCAAUGAUAUUGCUGGAAUCUCAUCUACCAGUAAGGAAACAAAACAGUUCCUGAAGAAGUUUGAUUGUAUCCAGGAUGAUGAGACCUCCACAGAUGAUGAUGUCGAUUACAAAGAAAAUGACUCUGUCGAGUAUCCAAACAUAGUAGGUGCGGAAAGCUCAGAUGAUGAUAUUGAUGAUGUUGAUAACAUUGAAGGAGACGAAGAAGAUGACGAAGACGAUGAAAUUAGCGACGAAGAGGAAACAGAUGAAGAUCAAAGGGCAAACGAUCAUUUUUGUGCGAACAUGAUUGAAGAACCUGGAAAAGACAGCGGAUGCACUGCUGUUGUCUGUCUAUUACAUGGUCGCGAUCUUUACGUUGCUAAUGCUGGCGACUCUCGGUGUGUAAUAUCCCGAAAUGGUCGAGUUAUUGAAAUGAGUCUCGACCACAAACCAGAAGAUGAUGAAGAGGCCGCCAGAAUUAUCAAAGCUGGAGGCCGAGUUACACUUGAUGGCCGCGUUAAUGGCGGCUUAAAUUUAUCUCGAGCUCUUGGGGACCACGCGUACAAAACAAAUGUUGAAUUACCAGCUGAGUCACAAAUGAUUUCUGCUUUACCAGAUAUAAAGAAAUUAAUUAUUACGCCAGAAGACGAGUUUAUGGUAAUGGCGUGUGAUGGUAUAUGGAACUAUAUGUCUAGUGAAGAAGUCGUCGAUUUUGUGCGGUUUAGAUUAAAGGAAAAAAAUAAAAAAUUGUCAAUCAUAUGUGAAGAGCUUUUUGACAACUGCUUAGCGCCAAACACUAUGGGUGAUGGAACUGGUUGUGACAACAUGACUGCCGUGAUUGUGCAAUUUAAAAAACCCCUGCAAGAUCUACGUGCUACAAUAAACCCAACUGAAACAGAAGAUGUGGUAGCCAGCAGAUACGAAAGCUGUGAAAAGGAUACAGAUGGAGGUAUCGAUCGAUGCCUUCUUAAACGAUGCGUUUCGCCAGAUACCGUUCCCGAUAGCGAUGGUCUUGAAAAUAAUGCUACUAAAUCGAAACGGCUAAAGACUGAAGAUAAUAAAAUGGAAAGAGUUAAUUCUGCCAUUGACAAUCUAAACGAAGAGAAACGAUAGCUUAUUAAGGAGCUAGAUUAGUUUCCUCAUCUUAUAUAUUUGGCUUGCGAAUCCCGAACUCGUCAUAUAUAACUUUUACGUGUAAACUGCAUUUUAAUCGUACAUUUUAAGCUCUUAGAGAUCAUUACAAAAAAUAUAAACCCAUUAUGAAUUUUUCCCACAAAUAUUUUAGGUAUAUUUAAAGAUUUAUUAACAACACGCUACUUUAAAAAUAAAUAAAAUAUUCAUCAUACAUUAUUGAUAAACUAAAGUGUAUAAUCCCAUAUUUUUAGUUUAAUUUAAACAGUACUAACGCCAAUUAUUGUCAUACACAUAAAAUAAUAAAUAUCAAUCAAAUGGGAAAA